Salarias fasciatus (jewelled blenny) is the source of this 1021-nucleotide messenger RNA. RefSeq names its product muscle-specific beta 1 integrin binding protein (gene mibp). The transcript is spliced from 8 exons. The record is from RefSeq and is a predicted model, not a curated record. NCBI's taxonomy places the organism in Eukaryota, Metazoa, Chordata, Actinopteri, Blenniiformes, Blenniidae. The coding region runs from base 153 to 758 and encodes 201 amino acids.
CUGAGCGGACGCUGCUAACGCGCGCGGCUUAAAGUUACUGCUUUUUCAAAGUUUAUUUACACGUUUUUUCCUUUUGGUUGAUUUAACGCGACAACUCGGCGACAGUUUCUUCAGCUGACCUUGAAGCGGGACUGCUAAGAAGAACGGGAAGGAUGAAGUACAUUAUUGGAAUUGGCGGAGUCACAAAUGGUGGGAAAACCACUCUGACAAAUAAAUUGAUCAAGACUCUGCCCAACUGCUGCGUUGUGCACCAAGAUGACUUUUUCAAGAAACCUGAUCAUAUAGAAGUUGGGGAGGACGGCUUUAAACAGUGGGAUGUGAUCACAGCACUGGAUAUGGAGGCCAUGACCAACACCAUAGAAGGCUGGAUCGAGAACCCAGUGAAGUUUGCAAGAUCCCAUGGAGUCACGUUGUCUUCUUGUUCAGAUGUGACCAACCCCGAUGACCAGAUCCACAUCCUGAUUGUGGAAGGCUUCCUGCUCUACAACUAUCGGCCUCUCCUGCAAGUGUUUGACAAGUGCUAUUACAUCGAGAUUCCUUACGAGGAGUGCAAGAGAAGGAGAAGUACAAGGCAGUACGCUGUCCCUGACCCUCCUGGCCUGUUUGAUGGCCACGUGUGGCCCAUGUACCUCAAGCAUAGAAGAGAGAUGGAGGACUCUGGCUUGAAUAUUGAUUGCCUGGAUGGAUUGAAAUCCAAAGAUGAGAUCUACAACCAGGUGUAUGAGGACAUCCAGAACAACCUGCUCAAUCGUUUAUAGCAGGAGGACGUCUCUGCACACCUGUACAGAUUUUGUAAAUACUUUCAAUGAAUUUUUUUCUCUGAACUUUUUUUUGUAUUACUAUUUCUUUGUAAAUAGAUAGCAGCAAUGUUAAUUUAUCUUCUCAUUAAAAAAAAUUUUUUUUAAGCAGUUUUGAUUUGUUAUCCCUGUGUUACUUUUAAACCUCUGGAUUGUUUUGGACUGGAAGUCUGCUCAUCACCUUCUGUUGAAAAUAAAUUAUUUUUGUGCAGAAAAAAAUGCAC